GCCCGCGUGUAAAACACAGGGUCAUCGCUACAGAAAUUGCUUAAACGUCCCCGCGUUCCUCUCGGUCCCCACUGCGAGUCCGCUGUCGGCGGGGCGGCAUUGCCGUACGCGGUGCUCGACUAAAAGAUUCAGAUAUGUCCUUCAUAUUUGACUGGAUUUACAGUGGCUUCAGUAGUGUAUUACAGUUCUUAGGACUGUACAAGAAAUCAGGCAAACUAGUUUUUCUUGGACUGGACAAUGCUGGAAAAACUACACUGCUGCACAUGCUCAAAGAUGACAGGCUGGGACAGCAUGUCCCCACACUACACCCCACUUCAGAAGAGCUGACAAUUGCUGGUAUGACUUUCACUACUUUUGAUCUGGGUGGACAUGCUCAAGCUCGCAGAGUGUGGAAAAACUAUCUGCCUGCUAUCAAUGGCAUUGUGUUCUUGGUGGACUGCGCAGAUCAUGAAAGACUGCUUGAAUCAAAAGAAGAGCUCGAUUCACUAAUGACAGAUGAAACUAUUGCUAAUGUGCCUAUCCUAAUCCUUGGUAAUAAGAUUGACAGACCUGAAGCCAUCAGUGAAGAGAGGUUACGAGAGAUGUUUGGUCUGUAUGGCCAGACAACAGGAAAGGGCAGUAUACCAUUGAAAGAACUGAAUGCAAGGCCACUAGAAGUGUUCAUGUGCAGCGUGCUAAAGAGACAAGGCUAUGGAGAAGGAUUCCGUUGGAUGGCACAGUACAUUGAUUAAUGCCAAGAUCACAUUAGUGCAUCCUGUCCCAUGUCUGAAUAUUAAGUCUGCUCCUUAUUUGAUCACUCGGUGUACACAACUUGGAUUCAUUUGACUGUUUAGUUAUAAAAGCAUCCAUUUUUACAUAAUUGUAUCUCCUAUGCUAAAUUGUAAGUGUGAGGAUUGAGAAAUUCUUUCAAGCAAGUUUGUAAGUUGAAGUACCACCACGUUAGCUUUCUAAUCCCAUACAGCAUUCUUUUGCAACAUUUAAUUUAACAAGUCUCCAGCACCAUUUUUGGACAGAGCAACUUUCCAGUACAGUAUGUUUGAAUGCACUUUUUAACAGCUAAAAACUGCAAACGUGAGAAAUAUUUAAUGCUUAUCAUGUUAAAUUUUUUUAUGUACUUUUUUGAAACUGGUUUUAUAACUUUAGAGUAUAUAACCAUCUUUCAAGGAAUAAUAAAUAAUUAGCUGAUGGAUAAUUGCAUGAUGCCUUACAGUUUUCAAUAAUAUACUUUCUUAUGCAACGUCAUGCAAUAAAUUUAAAUCCAGUUUUUGGCAACUUUAAUGGAAAAUGUUUCAUUUUAAUGUGUCUUAACUAGUGAGGCUGUCUGACGAUCUGAAUAUGGGGGAUGUUUUCCUGAAGCACAGGAGGCCACAAAGUACUUUCAUUGUAUAUUAGAGAGUAAGCUGUUUCCUUCAGACUACCAAAUUGCAUUUCCUUUAGGAUUUUACAUUAAUGGAACUCUAAUCUGAUGCCCUUAUAACUACCACCUUUAAAAAGUACAGAGCAUGGAAAUCAGUUGUGCCGAUGCAGAUCUUGAACUAAUGUAAAAAGCGGUCUUACUCUGCUGGUACCUUGACUUACACCCCUGAAAUGACACAGAAAUUACAAUUACCAUUAGUGCUACACUGAAUUGUUCUGUUCUUGGUUUCAGUAGAUUUGGAUUCUGCCAGAAGAUUUGUCUGUGACAUUGCCAGAAACAAAAAAAAUCGCUGCUGUCGCUUGUGAAAAUGUGUCAGCCCACCCCUAAUUGGACAGUUUUAUUUUGGUGUUCUGAGUUGGAACAAGAUGGAUUGGUUCCUGCAGUUUUGCCCUGAAGCUCAGUCAGAAUGGCAGUUGUUGCGUGCCCAGGUGGCUUGUUUCUGGGGUCAAAUUCCAUUAUCUUCAGUGCAUGUUUCCAGACUUUUGACUGUUUUUUCCCCACCUCCCAGUGCAUUCGCUCCCUGAGCAGGUUAUUUUCUCCUUUGCUCCCUGAGCAGGUUAUUUUCUCCUUUGCUCCCUGAGCAGGUUAUUUUCUAAGAAGGAGAGGUGAUGCACGUAAAUAUAUGGACAUCUUGUUGACGCUGGCUGACAUUGCCGUGGAACUGAUUUGUGUUUCUGUGUGCAGCAGAUGUAGCUGAUGAAGGUAGGGCUUCAGCCCUGGGAUCGUUGUUUCGCUGCGGUGGGUUUGGCUUUCACUGUGCAGUGUGUUUCUCCUUUGCUCUUCCACUUUUCACAAGGGUGAAAAGUAUUGAACUGCUACAGAUGUUCUUACAGAAUCCCAGGGCUGGGGCUGCUUUUUACUCACUGUUGUCGAUCUUCUCUAAAAUGCUUUAGGCCCUGUUUCUUCAACAUUGGUAGCAGAAAACAAAUUUCUGUCUCUCUUGGUUUCGUACAUAAUUUUCUCUCUUAAACCACCGAGUUUGAAUCUCGUAUUUUAAGCCUGCAGACUUUAAAUGUGAGCCCGUAGUCUCUAAAUAGGCACAUGGUGAGUAAAUAAGGGGUACUCCCCUCCCGGAUCAGGGCUUGUGUGAUUAAAUAAUGAUGAUGGUUUCCCCUCAGUCCAAGGUUGUGCGUCUGAAUCAGAUGAAUAAUCCAUAACCUAACUAAUAUAGACGAUAGCUGGCACUAGUUACAGCACAAUCUUGCAAAAUUUUAAGCAUACUUUGUGCGUGGUGAAGAACAGAAGUGAGGCUGUCAGGUAGAUUGACCAGCAUGAGUUAAUCCUGCCUUUAAACCAGUGCUUUGCUGCAGAGCAGUGCCUCCGCGUUGCACAAGUCAAACUGUAGAUAAGAAAUGUCAUCUUACAGGUGUGUAGACAACAUGCGAGUCUUUGCUCACAUGUUUGGGGAACACAGAUUUUUCCCCACCCCACACGUUUUUCUCAUAAUGGUUAUAAUGCAACAGUGUAAAUAUUCAGAACUGCUUCUUGCAGUCACGUAGCUGUGUUGAAGGGGGAGACUUGGGACUGUGCUGCCUGUGUUGAUGGAAAUGAAGCUGGAAGUGGAGUUGUGCUGCUCUCGUGCUCCUCUGUGGAGUGGGGAGUGCCUGCAGACCCCUUCCAUAGGCUGAGCCAUUCCACGGGUGUUGGAAGAGAGAGGGGACCUCUUCAGCUGCCACUCAACCUACUGUGAAUAACAUGAGCUGUAAGGAGAGGGCUGAUAGUCUUGAGAGCUAAAAAAGACCAGAGGUGAUGCUGCUUUAAAAGUGUGUGUGAAGGGUAAUUCUUAGCGUUACAGAAGUACUCAGAUUUCAUGUUUCAUACGGUGAGAUGCUAGUUUAAAUGUGGUUGUAAUAAGGGCAUGAAGAAAUUUGGACCUUUUGUUUUCUGUCUGGGUAUCGUAAUGGUUCCCGCUGUGGGAACAGCUGAACAACAGUCACCAAUAAUCUCACUGUUCUUUCUGGAGAGGAAAUAUUUCCUCUGUAGUUUACAUUCUGUUGUGCACAUGAAUGUGAAUGGGUGUUGUGUAUCUUUGUGUGAAGACUUUAUUGAUAGAAAAAUACACUCGUGAGAGUUCUUCUGGUGGUUUUCAUCCCCACCACCCCUCCAUCUCCUGUACCUUUAUUUCUGGAGGUUGCUUAUUGCUGUGACUGUGACCAGUCCUACUAACUUACAAAAGAAGCAACGUUCACAUCUGGGUCUGACUUUUGUGAAUUACGUUUGCACUCUUGACUAUGCAGAUUUCAAUUAAGCAUCACUUUAAAGAACGUGAAAAAGAAAAUUCGUUGAUAACUGUUAUUUGUGGAGUCUCAAAUUUGCUUUUGCACCACAACUUUAAGACAAAUGAGUGCAGAUUUCUAAAAUACUAACAACAACUGCAGACAGAACGGCCCAUAUUUCACUGCAGUGACCCCAUAUAGUAGCAUCUGUGAGUUGAAUAACAUUUAUUUUGCUUGGAUUUAAUUAGACACUGGUUUUAGUAUGCACUGUGCAACCAAGGGGCAUUGCUGCAUUUCAGUCUUAGUUUAAUUCAUUUUUGUAGCAACAUUUAUUGGCAUUGGAGGUGGGAAAGAUCUGUGACUGUUCUCAUUUACCCUCGUCCAGACCAAGACUAUUUCAUGAAGUGUAUUAUCUCAUGCUGUAUUCAGUGUUCAGGUACUGUCUAUGAUGUGCCAAAGAUGACCUAUGGCAUUCACUGGAAUAUAAUACCUGCAUGUAUGCGAGCUUUGCCGUGUUUUCAUAGUUGGAAUUCAGCAGCAAAUCGAGCAUUUGACAUCUGCUUAUUUGUAACUAAAGUCAACUCAGAAAAACGAUAUUGUUGUUCUUCAGUCCCAGUGAAUUCACAGGUCUGCUUCAAGUAGAAUUGUUGUCUCUCAUUUGUACUGUCAGCGUGUUUGGUUGUCACCAACCAAAGUCCAAUAUUUCUAUCGACUACAACAUGCUCAGCCGCAGUGUAAAUAAUGUAAUCAUGAGUUAUGGACUUCUGAGAUGCAUUACAAACAGCCUAAUCCAUUGGCUGUCGGUGGGGACGUGUAACUUAUUUGCACUUAGAUAAACCACUUUUGCACUAGUAUCUCAGCGUGGAACUAAACAUUUUCUGUUUUGAAAUGUAAGUGCUCUGAAUGUUUAAAAGCAUAAUUUAUAUAAUAAACUGCAGAGGAAGAACUAAA
Molecule: messenger RNA, 4584 nt
Organism: Centrocercus urophasianus (Greater sage-grouse)
Lineage: Eukaryota; Metazoa; Chordata; Aves; Galliformes; Phasianidae
Gene: SAR1B
Product: secretion associated Ras related GTPase 1B
Exons: 7
Coding region: 135-731 (198 amino acids)
Biological process (GO): membrane organization; intracellular protein transport; endoplasmic reticulum to Golgi vesicle-mediated transport
Cellular component (GO): endoplasmic reticulum exit site; COPII vesicle coat
Molecular function (GO): GTP binding; GTPase activity
Source: RefSeq, a predicted model, not a curated record